This is a messenger RNA of Musa acuminata subsp. malaccensis (wild Malaysian banana), 1181 nucleotides long. RefSeq names its product gibberellin 3-beta-dioxygenase 1-like. Gene Ontology annotation, biological process: gibberellin biosynthetic process; response to light stimulus. The record is from RefSeq and is a predicted model, not a curated record. NCBI's taxonomy places the organism in Eukaryota, Viridiplantae, Streptophyta, Magnoliopsida, Zingiberales, Musaceae. Gene Ontology annotation, molecular function: gibberellin 3-beta-dioxygenase activity.
AUGGCGUCUCUCACCGCCCGACCCCUCCACCAGUUGGAGUUGAAUACCCUAUCCCAUGUCCCGGACGCUUAUGCAUGGUCCGCCCUGAACGACCUUCCUUACGGAGACGACGUCGUCCCCGUCGUCGACCUCGCGAGUCCCGACGCCGUCGGUCUCAUCGGCCGGGCAUGCGAGGAGUGGGGCGCGUUCCAGAUCACCGGGCACGGCAUCCCGCUCCAUCUGCUGGACCGCGUCGAGGCACAGACGCGCCUCCUCUUCUCCCUCCCCACCGCCCAGAAGCUGAAGGCCGCUCGAGGCCCCGGUAGCCUCAGCGGCUACGGCCUCGCCAACACCUCCUCCUUCUACUCCAAUAUCUUCUGGUCCGAGGGCUUCACCAUCAUAGGAUCUCCCUACGACGACGCCCGCAAGCUCUGGCCCGAAGACUACGAAGAGUACUGUUGCGUGAUGGAAGAAUAUAACAGGCUGAUAAAGGCUCUGAGCGGGAGGCUGCUGCGGUCGAUGAUGCUUUCGUUGGGCCUCCACGAGGAAGACAUGGACUGGGCCGGCCUUCUUAGCAAGGCCGAUCCUGUGCUCCAGCUAAACUACUACCCGGCCUGCCCCGAGCCCGACAGGGCCAUCGGCAUCGCCCACCACACCGACUCCAGCUUCAUCACCAUCCUCUACCAGAGCAGCGGCGAGAGCGGGCUUCAGCUCGUGCACCGGGAAGACGCAGCGGGCCCCGCUCGGUGGGUGACGGUGCCGCCGCGUCGUGGAGCCCUGGUCGUGAACGUCGGAGAUCUGUGUGAGAUCGUAUUCAACGGCCGGAUCCGAAGCGUGAUGCACCGGGCCAUCGUCAACCGUACCCAGACUCGCGUCUCGGUGGCGUACUUUUGUGGGCCUCCGCGCCAGUUCAAUGUUGCGCCCAUCGGGAAGCUGGUUGGCCCAAACGAGCGCCCGGCAUACCGAGCCAUGUCGUGGCCCGAGUUCCUGAGCUUGAAGAGGAAACUCUACAACAAGACGCUGGAAUACUUGAGAUCGCCGGAGGAGGAAGCGGAGGAUCACAAGAAUACCUCCGAGAUGGCCAAUCAGAAGUAAUCAAGGAUGAUGAAAGGGGAAGCAAAGGUGGCAGUUUGGUCUUAUGAACGAGGGGUUUUUCGUGUCAAAGUCCUCAGGUGUUCCCCGGAAAGAGUGCAAAUAAAGCU